This is a messenger RNA of Phalaenopsis equestris, 516 nucleotides long. Its product is annotated as cysteine-rich repeat secretory protein 55-like. The record is from RefSeq and is a predicted model, not a curated record. Bases 1 to 516 code for a protein of 171 amino acids. The transcript has 2 exons. Lineage: Eukaryota; Viridiplantae; Streptophyta; Magnoliopsida; Asparagales; Orchidaceae.
AUGGAGGUUGCUCUUGCUAAAGGUUUUAUGAGCUCCAUUUUCUCCUCCUCCCAAAAUGGCAGCAUUCUUUAUGGUCUCGCUCAUCAAGCACAAGCAUACAUAUUGUACGAUCCGUGCUUCCUCCGUUAUGAUGUAGUUAACUUCUUAGGAUAUUGGACCAUUUCUGGAGCCGAAUAUUUUCUAUUUAGUAAGAAGGAAGCACAAACUUCUUCAAUAUUUGUACCAGCGGUAAAGCUGAUGGUUGGCAAACUAAAGACUAUGGUAGUGGCGGGGUCGGAAACUAACUUGUUUGCGAAGGCGUUGGCAAGCAAUAUCACUGGCCUGGAUGGUGUGAGCAUCUAUGGAAUGGCACAAUGCACGGGUGAUAUGAAGAAGUCCACAUGCAUCGAGUGUUUGACUUACAUUGAAGACUUGCUUCCAAGCAAAUGCGGGGAUAAAAGUGGAUGCAGGUUUUUUUACAAUAGCUGCUUUGUGAGAUAUGAGAUUUAUGACUUUUUCACUUCGAAAUCUCGUUAA